GAAAACAGGCUGCAGUUCUCUCGUGCAAAGCCAAACUCUCUCCCAGCCAGGGCCAAACAUUCACCCGUCUUCUGCUGGGGCCUGUCAAGUUUAUUUUCACUUUGCUCACACCGUGGAGUAUGUUUUUGCCCGUGGUUCGGUCGGUAGUACAUUCGAUUUUCUCGUGCGUCGUCGUGUCUGGGGAAGCAAAUUUUCAACCUCCCGAAGUCGAACGGAGGAGAGAUUGAUUUGCUGAUUUUUUCUAUUGAGUUUUUGUGUGUUUCGGGGGACGCGCCAAGUGAUUGUUGUGAUUUGAUCUUAGGGUUUGCUCCUCAACGGAAGAUGUUGACUCGGGAUCGGAGCCUAGCCACCGGGAACUUCUGCUUUCUGCACUAGCUAAUAUGACCGAAACGCCCGACGAUUCGCACCCGCUGCAUGAGUGCGUUUUCAAGGGGGACACUAGGAAGCUGUCACAACUUUUGCGGACCCACGAACCCUCGACAAAAGACAAACAUGGCAAUACACCUCUGCACCUGGCGGUUAUGCUCGGCCGUAAAGAAUGUACAUACCUGCUGUUGGCCCACGGUGCACCCGUGAAGGUGAAAAAUAUACAGGGAUGGUCUCCACUGGCCGAAGCGAUCUCCUACGGAGACCGCCAAAUAAUAUGUUCCUUACUGAAAAAGCUGAAACAGCAGGCCCGGGAGCAGAUGGACCAGCGCCGUCCGAAUCUGAUCAAAGCCCUCAAGCAGAUGGGUGAUUUCUACAUGGAGCUAAAGUGGGACUUCCACUCCUGGGUCCCGCUGAUUUCCCGCAUCCUCCCGUCGGACGUGUGCAAAAUCCACAAAUCGGGUUGCUCCAUCCGGUUGGACACGACCCUGGUGGACUUCUCGGACAUGCGCUGGGAACGGGGUGACAUCUCGUUCAUCUUCAAAGGGGACAACCCGCCGAAGGACUCGCUGACUGCCCUGGACAACGAAUGCCGUUGCUAUCAGCACGUGCGGCACGAGGAAACCGAGAUGGAGAUCGAAGACGAAGUGGACAUCCUGAUGUCCAGCGACAUCCUUGCAGCGCAGAUGUCAACCAAAAGUAUUAGUUUUACGAAAGCACAAUCCGGCUGGAUCUUUCGGGAGGACAAGAAGGAAACGGUGGCCGGUCAGUACGAUAGUGAUCUCUACACCAUCAACGGGCUUACGUUGGAGCAGCGAAAGCGGCGGGAGCACCUGUCCCGGGAUGAUCUGCAGAAGAACAAGGCGCUGAUGGAGUCAUUCACCAAGGGAGGCCAAGCGCAGGGAAUCGAUCAGAAUGGAGAAAUCAUUCGGAGGGCUUCACUUCAACCACCCGCAAAUAACAGCAUCACUUGGGAGGAAUACAUCGCGGCUGAGCCGGGUCAAUAUCCCAACUUGGGUCGAGAACUAGUUUAUAAGGAAUCAAGCAAAAAUUUCAGAGCCACUGUUGCUAUGAGUAAAGAUUUCCCACUGAGUGUGGACAUGCUCCUCAACGUGCUUGAGGUGAUUGCGCCGUUCAAGCACUUCAGCAAGCUGCGGGAGUUCGUGACGCUCAAGCUACCCAGUGGGUUCCCGGUCAAGAUCGACAUCCCGAUUCUGCCGACGGUGUCGGCCAAGGUGACGUUCCAGAAGUUCGAGUUCCGGGACGACAUUUCGCCGGAUCUGUUCGUGAUCCCGGACAGCUACAAGGAGGAUAGUAUGAGAUUUCUCAUCUAUUUUAUAGAUUUCCUGAUUUAUGACCUUUCGAUUUCGGACACUUGAUCGGCUACGCCCCGUCGACGGUCGUAGCAAAAUUGUGGGAAAUUUCCCUGGCAGUUGUUAUUGUAGCACCACCUCCAUCAGCAUCGUCAGUUGAAAAUGUUCCGCUGGCAGCCCGGAAUCGAAACGGACCCUUUGGCAUGUCUCCGCACUGUUUGGAUUUGUUCAAUUACUGCGCCAUCAUUAUCGAAAUCAGAAUAGCCAUCGAUCUCCAUAUCAUCACAUUCAUUCUACUCCUCAUCUUCAGCCGUUUUAGGGCGGCUCUUUUACGGACAGUGUUGUCAGCUUUUGGAAACUGGUCGGAGUUGGAGAAAAGAGGUUUAACUUUGAAGGUUUCACUUUAAUUUUUCAUCUUGGCAUAAACAUAUUUUGGCGACUCUUAUAAACAUGUCUUAAGAGCAAUGUUUUCCCAUAAGUUAACAAAAAAAGAAGAUUUGUGUUUUUAGAAGGCUCUCAACCAGGUACCAGAUCUACAGGACUGAACUCGUGAAACAUGGAAAAUACCGAAGGCUAUCUAGGUCUUAAGAAACCAUACAACAUACAUGCAUAACAACGUAACUAAGUCAAAAUAGAAAAGCAGAAAGUGUAAGUCGAAUUGUAAGCAACAAUCUUUCUAUUCUUUUUUUUACGAUAUUCUAUUGUAAAAGCUAACCAUCCCACUAUACAGGUAAAUUAUUCCAUUCCACUGUAAGGUUAUCUUGAACACGACGAACUAAAUACAGAAAUAUCAUGCGCCCAAAUCGGCGCAGCUUGAACAAGAAACUAAAAAAAAAACAAUCAACCAUUAUCAAUUCAAUUUUUAGGAAGAAAGAAAAACAAAAAAUUGUUUUUCAAAAAAAUCUUAAGCGAUUUGGAUCCAACACAAAAUAUUGUACUCGAUUGGCCGUGAGCAGAAAUAAAAUUUUAUGAUACCAAAAGUGAACAGGAAAUAUCAUCUAAAUUCUCCAAACAAAGAUUAUCCAAAGUUAGAACCCCUACUCUAAAAGGCAAUCAAAUUUUUGCUUGUGCAAGGCUAGGAUUCCACGCGAAAAGCUGGAAAUAGAAAUAGAAGUAGAGCUGCUAAAACGCACCACCCCACUUUGAUAAAUAAGAAAAAACAAAAGCAAACAAUAAUUACCGCUAAAAAUGAUGAUACAAAACCAUACGCGCGAAAUGUUAGUGAUAUUUAGAAAUAUGCUUUAAUGCGUGGCUGUUUGUUAAAUUUGGUUAAUCGUUCUUUCCCAGUCGUUUGGUUGAUGCUAGGCUUCGAAACCGAUUCAUAAUAUUGCUCAAGCGCAAUCAACGAUUCCCUCUAUUUUUAUUCCAACGAACCUGGUUUAUUCAAUAGAUCAUCCAAGUUUCAGAAACAUUUUUCACUACGAACUAUGUUUUUGUUAUAAAAUUCUUUAUGUGUUCAUCUUCUAUUAGGACAGUUUUUCCCACAAAAUAGACUUUGACGGAUAAUUUUAAACCCUCAGAGACAGCUUCUCCUAUCCAAAUCCCUAAGUCCCAUCUGAAACAUAUCGAAAUUGAAAAAUUCGUGCCGUUUGUUCUUCUAUUCCUCCAAAUAAUGCUGCUAUUUGAUCUAGCUGUAGUUUUGCUUUUCCGAUUGUUUUUCCCCUUGUAUUGUAAGCGUUAAGAAAUUGAAUGAAACACAUUGGAAACACGAAGCAUACCUACCUACCACCACAAAAUAAGCAAACAAAACCGAAGCCGUUCUAUUUGUGAAAAUGAAUAACGAAAAUAAAAUUUGUCUAG
Messenger RNA from Uranotaenia lowii, 3479 nucleotides. Its product is annotated as ankyrin repeat domain-containing protein 13C. The transcript has 6 exons. Lineage: Eukaryota; Metazoa; Arthropoda; Insecta; Diptera; Culicidae. Gene Ontology annotation, molecular function: protein binding. Gene Ontology annotation, cellular component: cytoplasm. The coding region runs from base 381 to 1745 and encodes 454 amino acids. The record is from RefSeq and is a predicted model, not a curated record.